Prunus mume (Japanese apricot) is the source of this 1417-nucleotide messenger RNA. RefSeq names its product calmodulin-binding protein 25-like. Gene Ontology annotation, cellular component: nucleus. Gene Ontology annotation, molecular function: calmodulin binding. Lineage: Eukaryota; Viridiplantae; Streptophyta; Magnoliopsida; Rosales; Rosaceae. The record is from RefSeq and is a predicted model, not a curated record. Gene Ontology annotation, biological process: response to osmotic stress.
AACAAUGCGUACGGAAAGCUGACGCGUGUCCCCCGCGAACAACGCGUUUUCUUCCUUCCUUUAUUUGUCCACCGCCCUAUAUAUUAACCCAUCGUCUUCCUCCUCACCACUCAUCUGGACCACCACCAAGCUCCCCUGUUUGCUUACUUAACAUACAAGCCUCAAGGUCUUCCAAGUCAGUCAACACCACACUCAGAACUGUACGGAUCUACCAGAACAUACAACCCACUCACUCUUCUCAUUUCAUCGCCUCAAAACCCAUUCCAAUUUUGAAAAACAGAACAUGAUCUGAACUUUAAUAACCGAGUAACCCGAUAACCUGACACGGUUUAGAUAAGGGAAGACGAAAGGUUCUAUCUUGCUAGACUCUGAGUUUUUGCUUUUCCUGGUUUUGAUGGCGUCGUCGGAGAACGUAGCGAGCAUGAUGGAGCCCUGGGCCUUCAGGACCAACACGUUCGCCGACUCGUGGAUCUCCGAGACCUUCUCGCGCGACACCAAAACCCUCACCAGGGCCCUCCAGAAGUCUCUCUCCAACAACCCAGAAUCGCUAGAUUCUUCCUCCGAUAUGUUCAUGCCGUUUCUUAACAACAUCCUCCAAACCGAAACGGCGACCACCCCUACUGUUUCGGGGCUGUCCGGCUCGGAGGAUCCCGAUACGAGCCCAGCGCCGCCGAAACGCCAGCAGCGAAACGCGAUUCCGGUGUCCGGUGCUGGUGGCGGCAAGGUUUCGAAACGCAAGUCUCGCGCGGCGAAACGGUCCCAGACGACUUUCAUCACGGCGGACCCGAGCAACUUCCGCCAGAUGGUGCAACAGGUGACCGGCGUUAGAUUCGGUAACGAGCAAGUCCCCUUGCCGUCGAUUCUGAAGCCGGAACCUCAGAGACCCGGUAGCCGGUUACCCGGGAUUGGCUGCUGCAUGCCGACCCUUGACACGUCGGCGUUUCUCCUAGAGCAUCACAAUCAGCAGCAGCAGCAGCUGGUAGGGCCCACGACGAUGACGGGGGCUGGGCUCAAUACGACAUUGACUGGGCUUGGCCCAACGUCGUUUGGGCAGACGAGUAUUGGUGAAGACGUAGCAUCGGCAGGUGGCGUUGCGUCUGGGGGAUUAGGUUUUGACUCCUUUUCGAGCUUUCCCACUUUGGAGUCCUGGAAGGUCAUGUGAGAUCCAUUUGACUUGACGAAUCAUCACGCGACACGUUGCGGUGAUGGUGGUGUAUGUGCUGACGUACCUGUCUAUACGACUUAAUAUUAAUAUGUAUUUUGUUUUUCUCUUUUUUUUAUUUAUUUAUUUUUAAUUCGGUUAGUAGUUUUUUCUUCUCUUUGUUCCCUUUAUAUGAUUUCAUUACCGAACGGAACAGUGAUGUAUGGAUUUCUGUUAUUAGUUCGAAUUAAUGAAUUAGAGUUUUUUGUAUGCUAA